Gadus chalcogrammus (walleye pollock) is the source of this 3000-nucleotide messenger RNA. RefSeq names its product angiotensin II receptor-associated protein (gene agtrap). Lineage: Eukaryota; Metazoa; Chordata; Actinopteri; Gadiformes; Gadidae. Gene Ontology annotation, cellular component: plasma membrane. Gene Ontology annotation, biological process: angiotensin-activated signaling pathway; regulation of blood pressure. Bases 203 to 676 code for a protein of 157 amino acids. The record is from RefSeq and is a predicted model, not a curated record. The transcript is spliced from 5 exons.
GGGCCGGGGGCCGGGGGCGUGUGAUCGUCACGUGGAAGCAGUCAGGCUUGUGUCACAUGGUUUGGUUCGCCAGGCUCAUCCGAAAGCCUAGAAGUUUCAAAGAAUUGGGAGUCGGGUUUGCAUUGCAGAUUUGUUCAUAAACCCUUAAAAAGGAAAACCUUUUAGUGGUGAUCGAGGUCGAUUUGGUAUCUUUAAUCAUAUAAUGGAAAUUCCCGCGAUCAAUCUUAAGGCCAUAAUACUGGUCCACUGGCUACUGACGUUAUGGGGCUGUAUGAACGGGCUGCCCGACUCCUUCGCCUGGGGGAACUUCAGUGUGCUGGCCGUGGGCCUCUGGGCGGUGGGCCAACGGGACUCUGUGGACGCGGUGCUGAUGCUGCUCAUCGGCCUCAGCCUGACCAUCCUGACGGACAUCGUCCACUUCGGGGUGUACUACCCGCUGAUGGAGUCCCUGACCAACAGCAGCGACGCCUUCCGCUUCAGCGCCAGCAUGGCCAUCCUCAGCCUGCUCCUGAAGCCCGUCUCCUGCUUCUUCGUGUACCAGAUGUACCGCGAGCGCGGCGGAGACUACAACCUCCACUUCGGUUUUCCCUCCGUGACGCGCGACAGAACCACCUACGACUCCCUGGACCACCAGCCCCCGGCCGCUGACCCCGCCCCCCCCUUCAACCAGGCCUAGGACGGCCCCCCACAGCCCCCCAGCACCCCCAGGGGAAACCCCAGGGGGACCCCCCUGGCCCACUGGCUCUUAGUGUCCAUUAGCCGACAGUGGUGCAUUGUGGGUGUUUUCAUCCGAGUGGAGGUAACCCCCCAGGACCACACCCCGCCCAUGGCUGUUGUUUGUGAAUAGUUAGUAAAAUAAUGAAUACUGAAAAAGCUCAAUGCUGAAACUAGAGCAUGUCCGCGUUCCCCGGCUGUGGUACUGUGUUGUGGUGUUGUGGUGUUGUGGUGUUGAGUUGUUGUUGUUGUUGAUGUGGUCGUGAAGAGGCGGAAGUUUGGCUUCAAUCGUUGCUAUUUUGGUUUGCUUCCCGUUGCUUUGUGUUUGGUACUUGGAGAAACUUUCUGUUCUGAUGUCCUGAGGAAACUCAGGAUCAGAGGCUGAUGUGGUUUGUGUCGAUGUUAAAGUUACCGUGUGUUACAUUGACAACUAGUGUUGUCAAUCCAACAAUAUUGGAGGAAGUUGCAAACGAGUGCAAACGAGCCAAGCGCAAUAUUAUAUUUUGAGACGAGCUCAAGUAUUAUAUUUUGACAAUGACAAGCACUGACGAGCCCUACACUGUGAGUAAAUACGCAAAUGUAUACAUUUGCAAUUUAUUUAUUGUUUUUCAAAUUCUGAACCAGCUGAUGUUGCAUCUGUCUUGAAAUCCGUCUGGGCUCUAAGCUGUCUCCAUCUUUCAAAUGCAACUCCGGAUAGUAUCUAGUACUAUCUCCGUAGAAUCUCGUUCUAUCCCAGUUGUUCCAGUUUGUUUGCUCGCUACCAUUGCUACAUCACCCUGUGUUGGUGUGCUCUGAGAAUAGUGAAUUAUAAACAACAAGGUUCUGACCCGGUACAGAUGGUUCUGAGGUGAAUAUACUGGUGGUAGCGUUGUGGUCGGAGAAGCCAGUUCAAUUUAAUCCGAAUGUUUCAUUCACCGCUGAUAAAAUAUCGCGGUCAUUUUAUGAUUUAGUAUUUGACAUUUGUUACAUCUAGCUCCCUUUAUACACUUGUUGUCUUUGAAAUGUUGAUGCAAAGGUGCCUUAAGCUAGUAAUAAAGAGAAAAGUAUUUCAUGGUACAGCAACGUACCAAACAGGAGCAGUAAAGAUGAGGUAUACAGUCUCCAGGUGUGGCACUAGAUGUAUCCCAAUCUGUUUUUAUUAUACAUCCCAUUUUUCACUUGCAACAAUUGGCUGUCCAGGUUUGACCGUUCUUUUAAGUCAAUCAUUUGGUAUUUUAAAACUUCAUAGUUAAAGUAUUUUAAGAAACGGUAUAAGAUCUAUUUAAUUCUUGAGCUUGCACUACCCUGUCCUGGUAUUCCGAUAUUAAAUCCUGUGUUUCCUCAACCUAGGAGUAAACAGAUUACCUCCUGUCGUACAUUGCGUCUGAGGAACCCUUUCGCCUGUUUCCAUGAUGCCCUGACUGCUUCUGUGUACAACACAUUGGUCGGCCAAUUACCGGACAUAGUCAGCCUUUUGUACAGUCGGUAUGUUGUGUUUUGAGUGAGGUUUGAGUGCGGAUGAUUGUCAAUCGCUGAAGCAGCUUUGGUGUAUUUUUUAUGUUGCGGAAAUAGAUUCUUGCUCCGAUUGCAUCCUGUUAGGAAUUGCGAGUUUUGUCGUCGGAAAUUGGAUGUUUAGUUGGAGCGCUGGAGAUGUUUGCUUUGCGUGGGUUUCUAGGUGAGGUUAUGGAUUAUUCCUCCAACACUCACCGAUGGCUCAAACCAAGGCCCCAUCGUUUCUAGGUGAGGUUAUGGAUUAUUCCUCCAACACUCACCGAUGGCUCAAACCAAGGCCACAUCUUUUCUGAAACACAUAUUCUGUUUUUGAUUGUAAUGUCUCAUGGCAAUCAAUUUUAUCUACUUUUAUGACAAUCAAGUAUUAGGUGUUUUUUUUAGAAAUAAAGAACCGUGCUUCAAAGUAUGAAAAAUGGCCUAUAUGGCCUCUCAUAUUUGUAUGUUUUUAUUUGAAUUACAUUUAAAGGCCACAAGUUCAAUGCUGUUGGAUUCUUGGUCAGAUACAAAUCGUAUUUUGCAAUGUUCAAUACUACACGGUUAGAUGGUUUUCACUUGAACUGAACAAGCCCAGCUGUGAGAACACCCCUUUAGCUGUCGGUUUUGUGAUGGGUUUUCUCCAAAAACAUCAUUUUUUUAGGAAUCUCUAUCUGUCAUGUUAUCAGUUUGUUUUUUACUAACAUAUUAUUUUGUUCUAUUACAAGAAUACAUUAAAUUCUUUGAUGCUGGAAUACCUUUUCUUACAAAUAAAAGAGAUGAGUUGUAAACGAUCUUUGUGUUUUCCUUCCUGUUCGAUCA